AUUUAAAUUUCAACUUUAAAUUUGUUUUUUAACUUUAAAUUUUUUGCACCUUUCAUUAGGCUUACAUAUUAUGUGUACUUAUAUAUUUCACGUUGUAGAUCCAUUGUAUUUCUAUGCUAAAGAUGGAUACUGAUUAAAAAUUAAAAAUUAAAUCCGAUCAAUAUUCUGACCAAUCAAAAUGUUCCGUCACAAAGCUGCUGGAGAACUAGGAAUGUAUAGCAAUUUGGACAGGCAGUAUUUUUUGCUUCCCGUUUUCACAUGCCCGCUAAUGCUGCCGGCGCCACGCAGGCUCUCGUGUAAGAAGAAUGCUUCCACACAGGUUUGGCAGAAAACGCGUGGUUGGGCGGGGGUAAAAACACCAAAGACUCCGUUUUGUUUUUAGAAAACAUUGAACAGUUCUAACUUAAAUAUAACUCUCCUUUUUUUGCGAAUUAGAGGAACCAAUCAGAUAGUGUUCAAAUGAUUUGUUUUAAAAACGGGCGCAUGGUAGACGGGGGAACGCUUUAUACUGUAGGGGGCCAUUUGAUGGAGGUUAUAUUUAUUUUACCAGUAGUGCUAACUCUUGUUUUAACUUUAUUUUGUCAAGAUAUUGAAAAGGAAGAAUAUAGCCGUGCAUAUUCGCAAGCUCUCCAAGAAGGUGAAGAAAAAAAUAAUCGAAUUCCGAUUAUGCUGGUCGGGCAAGGCCGAAGUGGAAAGACUUCGCUGAUGAAACGUCUUUUAGGAUUACCAUUCGACAAAGAUGAACUCAGUACCACUGGUAUUGACGUUAAUGGUAUCGAGCUAACAGAACAAAAUGCAGAAGAUCCCUGGAAAAAGAGAGAAGUGAAGACGUUUAUGACCAGUGAAAGUGAAGCAAAGACUGUGUUAUACAAAAAAACGGCCGAGUACUUUGAUAGAGGAGUUCAGAGGAAUUUAGAAGGGGGCGCGCCAGAGCCAUUGAUGCCAGUGAAGCCAUUGCCAGUGAAGCCAUUGCCAGUGAAGUCAUUGCCAGUGAGGCCAUUGCCAGUGAAGCCAUUGCCAGUGAAGCCAUUGCCAGUAAAGCCAUUAUUAAGGGAAGAAAUCUCCAAAAUCAAAUCGCACAGGUCCACUGAACACGACCAGAAAAAAGUUCUUCGGGUAUUUGUAACUGACUUUGCUGGACAGUCAAUCUAUUACGAUACCCAUGCCUGCUUUAUGAAACCGCAUUGCCCUUAUGUUUUGGUUCACGACCUUUCUCUAAAGUUUGAUAAACUGGCCGUUCCCAGGUUUAAAGCAAGUAAUGAAGAGGAAGAGGAAGAGAUGAACAAUCCUCAUUUUAAUACCAAUUUAGAUCAUUUUACAUCAUGGUUGAAGUUUCUGCAAGGUUUAGGAGAAUGCCAAGAUCAACAGUUCCCCGAUCAAACUGGUUACUGUACUACUGCAGACGGUCAUAAGUUUAAACGGCCGCCAGUUUUAAUAGCCUUAACUCACAGUGAUAAGGUGAAAGGCAACGACCGCAAAAUACGUAGCAUACAGAAGAGAAUCGAAAAUGUCUUGUCUGCAAGUGAAUGUAAGAAUGUCAUCCCUGGGGUUUUCCUGAUCGACAACGCGUUGGAAGGCGACGUUGGAGACGACGUGCGAAAGUUUCGUAGAAAGCUUUUUGACAUCUCGAAUGCAGUCCUUAACCAGGAGACUUUAAUGCCUGUGAAGUGGCUAGAUUUUGAAGCUUCUCUAAGCCGGAAGCUAUCACCAGAUUGCAAGUAUAUCCCAGUUGACGAAGCUAAGCAGAAAGCGGAGGCCUGUGGCGUUGGGGAGUUUAAUCAAGCUAUCAAAUUUCUACAUCGCCAAGGUAUGGUCGUACACCACAGUGGAUCCAGCAAAGUUGUAUUGGAUCCUCACUGGCUAAUGAAUCGCUUUACAAAAGUGAUCUCCAUGCCUGGCAAAUUGGAUGCAUUGUCCAGGCACGCUCUUGUUGUGUUCAAGCAGGAAGGCAUUUUGUUUCGAGAAUAUCUUAAGACGCUGGAAGACGCAGAACUUUUAGAAGAGCUUAUGCAAAAGUUUACUUUGAUUUAUCCUUUCCAGCACAAGGGAAAGGCAGCUUUUUAUGUCCCUUCAGUUGCUCCAGCUAUGAAACCAGGAAAAGAGUUGGAAGCUAGCAAUGUUCCAUCGCUGUUUGUGACAUUUCCUCGCAAACUUGUACCGAUGGGCCUGUUUACAAAGCUUCAAGUGAAGUUGAUUUCUGAGUGGGAAAAGCGCUUCCCCAAACAUCAAGUCACGCCUAUCUUCUACUGCAACUACUCCUUGCUUCCGCUUAUGAUAGACGGCUGCGUGUAUGAUGUUUGUUUAAUCGACCUUCACGAGUUCAUUAAGGUUGCCGUUUUUCCAAAACGAGAUGGCAACCAUUCCAAGUUUGCCAGUCAUCUCCUAGCCACCUUGAAAAAGUGCUUGGACGACCUUAAAUCUCCAGAUCAACUAUUAUUCAGCAUGACCAGCUAUGACUUCGAAGUGAAAUGUACCUGCUGCUUUGGUAAGGAAGAAAGGAAAUGUUCUCGUCAUCAUGAGAUCCAGUGUCUUCCAGACCGUUGUGGGCACCGCCACUUCUGGAAGCUUAGUGACCUUCAGAGAUUCUACAACGAUCAAUCCCCUGCAAUUUGCCAGUCGAACAAACACUCGUCCGAGACGUUUGACAUAAAGAGUGUAAUAAUUUGGCUCAAUACUGGUAAGUGGCUAAUGCUAAAGGCGUUUUUACUUUGCCAAUUUUGAAAUGUUUAUUUGACAUUUUUUAAUCGUUUUUAUCAGGGGCGGAUCUAGGGGUCGUCAAGUCAGUCGCGCGACUGAAGUAAAAAUUGCCUACUUAAUUAAAAAAAUUCGACUCCAGCUAUCUAUAGCGGCCAGUAGAUCGAGUUAUUAAAAUUUUGAAUCGUAGUCCAGUUAUACGUUUCAUGCUGCGGCAGAGCUUCGGCAAAGUAAUGUUAGUCAGUCACGAACAGCGGUCUUACGCAUGAAUGUUGACGGAUUCGGGGGUUGAAUCCGGCUAUCUGAUUGGCUGACGCGCUCAUUUCCAUGGUUACAGCCAUUUGCGACGGAUCUGUGGGGAGGCCUGACGGAUUUGCAGAUUCAGGGGCUUUGUAUGAGUCUUCUGAUUGAACCAUUUAAAAAUAUUCUGCACUGUCAUUGGCUUAUAUUUUCGACGGAUUCGCAGCGUGGGGUAUUCGUCAACACGGCAUUUGGUGUUUAUACCUCCUGAAUGUUUACUAUUUCGAACGUCUGGCAUGUGAGAAAUUUUACUAUUAUAUUUUUACGAGCGAUCUCUGCCAGCGAUAUCUGGAAACAUUUUCGACAAUAUUCAG
Molecule: messenger RNA, 3308 nt
Organism: Paramuricea clavata
Lineage: Eukaryota; Metazoa; Cnidaria; Anthozoa; Malacalcyonacea; Plexauridae
Source: the annotation of a GenBank genome assembly